Molecule: messenger RNA, 1786 nt
Organism: Capsicum annuum
Lineage: Eukaryota; Viridiplantae; Streptophyta; Magnoliopsida; Solanales; Solanaceae
Product: low-specificity L-threonine aldolase 1
Exons: 12
Coding region: 504-1583 (359 amino acids)
Biological process (GO): glycine biosynthetic process; L-threonine catabolic process
Cellular component (GO): cytosol
Molecular function (GO): L-allo-threonine aldolase activity
Source: RefSeq, a predicted model, not a curated record
UGAACAACCAAUUCUAUUUUUUUCUUUUUUUCAAAUUUAGGCAAGCAAAACUGAAAAAACACUUAACUUGGCAUAUCAAUCUUUAUUUUUAGUAACAAAAUCUUCAUUAUUUUUCCUUCAAUUCUCUCUUUUAGUAACAAAAAGCUUUCGUGCACCUCAACUAAAUUUAUAAGAUAGCUGUUAUUGUCACCUUUUAUCAACAAUACAUAUUAGUUAACUCUGUUCAUCGAGGCGACACAUAGGAAUUCCAUUUUUUCUCUUUUAGUAACAAAAUCUUGAUAUUUUUAAUAAUAGUGGUGUUUGGAUCAAUCUUUACACACCUCAAUUAAAUUUAGGAGAUCUGUCACCUUCAACCGGCAAUAUCAGUUGAGUGAAUUGUGUCUCUUUAGCAUUGUUGUUUGAAGAAACAGAGAAGAGAAGCUUACAUAUUAAGUGAAUUGUGUCUCUUUUAGCAUUCUCGUUUGAAGAAACAGAUAGGUGAGAAGCUUAGACAUUCAGCCAAGAUGGUGGUAAGAACUGUGGAUCUUCGCUCGGACACAGUGACUAAACCAACUGAAGCCAUGCGGAAAGCUAUGGCCAAUGCUGAAGUGGAUGAUGAUGUCUUGGGUUAUGAUCCAACAGCCCAACGCCUUGAAGCAGAGAUGGCAAAGAUAACGGGCAAGGAAGCGGGAUUAUUUGUUCCUUCAGGCACUAUGGGCAACCUUAUCAGCGUGCUGACUCAUUGCCAAAUUAGGGGCAGUGAAAUUAUUAUCGGUGAUUAUUCCCAUAUCCAUAUUUAUGAAAAUGGUGGCAUUUCCACCAUUGGAGGUGUUCAUCCAAGGACCGUGAAGAACAAUGAAGAUGGAACAAUGGAUCUUGAUCUAAUUGAAGCUGCAAUUCGAGAUCCUUGCUUUGAGAUAUGUUACCCGACCACUAGGCUGAUCUGCUUGGAGAAUUCAAAUGCACACGCAGGAGGCAGAUGCCUUACUGCAGAGUAUACCGACAAAGUCGGAGAGCUAGCAAAGAAGUAUGGUCUGAAGCUUCACAUUGAUGGAGCUCGUAUAUUCAAUGCAUCAAUUGCUCUUGGAGUGCCUGUUCAUAGGCUUGUACAAGCAGCUGAUUCGGUUUCGAUAUGCUUAUCAAAAGGUCUUGGCGCUCCUGUUGGAUCUGUGAUUGUUGGUUCGAAGAGCUUCAUUGCCAGGGCCAAAAUCCUGAGGAAGACUCUAGGUGGCGGAAUGAGGCAGGUUGGCGUUCUUUGUGCAGCUGCUUUUGUCGCUUUACAAGAGAAUCUUGUUAAGCUGGAAGGAGAUCACAGAAAGGCUAAGAUUUUGGCUGCGGAACUUAACAAAAUCAAAGGGCUGAAAGUUGAUAUUGCUACGGUAGAGACUAACAUUGUAUAUUGUGAUAUCCUGAAAGGGUCCAAGAUCAGUGAAAAAGAGUUGUGCGAGACUUUGGAAAAACUCGGUUUACUUGUACUACCAGAAGGCCCACUGAGAAUCCGAUUUGUUUUACACCACCAGAUUUCCGAAAGUGAUGUGCAUUAUGCAGUGUCUUGCCUUCAGCGAGCUUUAGCAGGAGUGGCGGUAGAAAAUGGUGACAAGUAAUCGUCUAUCAACGGUUUCAGACAUGAUCUCUUUCUGUUAGAAGCUGUUCCAAAUGCUACAUGGGGAGGCCAGUUUCAUUUGAAAAUUUAGUCAAAUCUUUAACUUUGUAUUUCAAGUCCUUUUAGAGAAUCAAAAGACUCUCUUUGUUUUCAUCUGUUUGUGGUUGGACUAAUUUCAAUAUAUUUACCCUUUUGAUUUAGUAA